GGAGGAAAAAAAGGGUGGUGCAGAAAGAAAUUUCAACAGUGAAACAUGACCUAACUUGUCCAAUACUGAAGACACAGCGCAGGAGGGGGAAGAGAGAGCGAGAGUGAAGAAGAGGAGGAAGAAAAGGGCAAAGGGUUGGUUUUGUUGAUGAAUCGAGAAUGUUUCGAAACCAGUACGACACGGAUGUGACGACAUGGAGCCCUGCGGGGCGGCUGUUCCAGGUGGAGUACGCGAUGGAAGCGGUGAAGCAGGGCUCGGCAGCGAUCGGUCUCCGAUCCAAGACGCACGUGGUUCUGGCAUGUGUCAACAAGGCCAACUCCGAACUCUCCUCGCACCAAAAGAAGAUCUUCAAGGUCGACAACCACAUCGGCGUGGCCAUCGCCGGCCUCACCGCCGAUGGCCGAGUCCUUUCCCGCUACAUGCGAUCCGAGUGCAUCAACUAUAACUAUACCUACGAGUCCCCUCUCCCCGUGGGUAGGCUCGUUGUUCAGCUCGCCGACAAGGCACAGGUUUGUACACAGCGAUCGUGGAAACGACCAUAUGGGGUUGGUCUUCUGGUAGCGGGAUUAGAUGAAUCAGGAGCUCACCUCUAUUACAACUGUCCGAGUGGAAACUAUUUUGAAUAUGAGGCUUUUGCUAUUGGGUCUCGCUCUCAAGCUGCAAAGACAUAUUUGGAACGCAAGUUUGAUAACUUCGUGGGCUCUUCUCGAGAAGAUCUUAUCAAAGAUGCACUUAUAGCGACUAGGGAGUCUUUGCAAGGUGAAAAACUGAGGAGUUCUGUCUGCACCAUUGCUGUAGUUGGAGUUGGUGAACCAUUCCACAUUUUAGAUCAGGAAACUGUUCAACAGUUGAUUGAUUCUUUUGAGAUUGUGAGGGAGGAAGAACCUCCAGCUGAAGAAGCUCAGCCAGAUGCUCCCACAGACCAGGCUUCUGGUCCAGAUCAAGGUGCAGCUGCUGGAGAUCCAGGAGCUUCUCCCAUGGAAAUUUGAUUAGUAAAAAUCUAUUUCUAGAGGUGUUAAAUUAAAGAUGCAGUUUCGUAUGAUGUAUUUAUUUGCGUCAAUAUGUUUGUCUCUGCAAUUCAUCCGAGCCUCAUCAUUGUAAACAAUUUAAUAGCUGUUUGAUGAACCUCACUGAAAUUUUGGAAGAAAAAUGUUGGAUAUAACCGUGCUUCA
Vigna unguiculata (cowpea) is the source of this 1172-nucleotide messenger RNA. Its product is annotated as proteasome subunit alpha type-1-B pseudogene. NCBI's taxonomy places the organism in Eukaryota, Viridiplantae, Streptophyta, Magnoliopsida, Fabales, Fabaceae. The record is from RefSeq and is a predicted model, not a curated record.